Messenger RNA from Benincasa hispida (wax gourd), 568 nucleotides. Its product is annotated as histone H4. Lineage: Eukaryota; Viridiplantae; Streptophyta; Magnoliopsida; Cucurbitales; Cucurbitaceae. The record is from RefSeq and is a predicted model, not a curated record. Gene Ontology annotation, cellular component: nucleosome. Gene Ontology annotation, molecular function: protein heterodimerization activity; DNA binding; structural constituent of chromatin.
UUUUCCUCAUUCAACAUCCGUCUCAGCCUCUUUUCUCUGAAAUUCCUUCAAAACUUCAUCAGAGCAACAAUGUCCGGCAGAGGCAAAGGAGGAAAAGGCCUCGGAAAGGGAGGAGCCAAGAGGCAUCGCAAAGUUUUAAGAGACAACAUCCAAGGAAUCACCAAGCCGGCCAUCCGCCGUCUUGCUCGUCGUGGUGGCGUAAAGCGUAUCAGCGGCUUGAUCUACGAGGAAACUCGCGGCGUUCUCAAGAUCUUCCUCGAGAAUGUCAUUCGCGACGCAGUCACCUACACUGAGCACGCUCGCCGGAAGACUGUCACCGCCAUGGAUGUCGUGUAUGCGCUCAAGAGGCAAGGUCGUACUCUCUAUGGCUUUGGAGGUUAAGGUUUUUUAGAAUCUAGGGUUUGAAUUUGGGGAUUUUGUGGUUUUGGUGGUCUGGAUGUUGAAAUUUGGUUCUGAUUCUGGAGAGAUUGUAUAUUAUUGCUGAUUUCUCUCGUUUGAUGGAGAAUCCUGUAACUUGAAAUCUUUUUUGCAUAAUUAGAAACUCUUUAUUUUGUCAGUUCAUCUUAAA